AUCUCUCCCCGCCUUUAUCCACAUUUUCUCAUCCCCCCUCUUCUCGUCAGCCAUGUCUUCAAGAGCUUUGCCAGAUUGCUGGGGUCAUCGUGGUGCUUCAUCAGUAUUCCCCGAAAACACGCUCGCAAGCUUUGAAGCUGCCAUCCGGGAUGGAGCAGAAGGCAUCGAGAGCGACGUCCAUGUAUCGCUGGAUGAUAUCGUCCUCAUGUUUCACGAUCCCGCUUUGGGCAGAACCACAGAUUCGACAGGGUUGAUCCGAGAGCGUACAUGGCACGGCAAAGACGGAAUGGAGCACGUCCGGACUGUCAAAGAACCCAAACAAGCAAUACCGACAUUUGCGGAAACCGUCACGCUCCUCAUGAAGCCCGAGAACCAGCACGUCAAGUUUAAUGUUGACGUCAAGGUUCAAAACGAUCCUGAUCGUUUGUUUUCUCUUAUGCAUGAUAUUAUCUCGACCCAGGAGGACUGGGAAACGAAGCUUGCACCACGGAUCCUCCUCGGACUUUGGCAUCCGCGGUUCUUGGCUUUUGCCAAAAACCGUCUACCGUACUGUCGCCGUUCGCAUAUUGGCAACAGUAUCCAGCUUGCGCGCCAGUAUUUUUGGGAUGACGUGGAAGUUUUUUCGAUGUCCUUCGCUGCGCUGACCACGGCGGAAGGUCAAAAGUUCCGGAGUGACUGUAAGGCGGCUGGAAAGAAGGUUAUGGUGUGGACGGUCAAUGAUCCAGAACAUAUGAUGGAAGCCGUCCGAUGGGGCGUUGACGUUAUUCUCACCGAUUUCACGAGAAGAUGGUUGGGAUUGCGUGCCGCUCUCCAAGUGGACUAUGACGACAUGAUCACUCGCUACGGGCGUAUUUUCUUGUGGACGACUUGGAAGUUUUACAGUCCUUGUGUCAGUGCGGCGACGAAGGCGAACCAGUUGUAUUUGGAGAGUGUUGCUGGUCCAUUUGCGGACUUUGGCAAUGUAGCACCAAUAGAGGUGAUGCAUGCCUGAAGCGGAGGAACAGGAACCACCAUUAUUUGAGCGCUGGGGAAGCUUUUUUAUCACAUCCCUGAUACCUAGAUCAUUUUCUGCCGUAGACGAUUUUCCUAAUUGUGCAUUGUGUUUUUAUAUCCAUUAAAUAUUGCGCCUUGCUGUUCUUGAAUCAUACACUGAUAUUUUUCUCUCUCUGGGUCUUAUGUCUUAUGUUGCAAUGAAUGACUAUUUUUCUGUGAUGGAAUGA
Molecule: messenger RNA, 1220 nt
Organism: Serpula lacrymans var. lacrymans S7.9
Lineage: Eukaryota; Fungi; Basidiomycota; Agaricomycetes; Boletales; Serpulaceae
Exons: 9
Coding region: 53-991 (312 amino acids)
Biological process (GO): lipid metabolic process
Molecular function (GO): phosphoric diester hydrolase activity
Source: RefSeq, a predicted model, not a curated record